This is a messenger RNA of Helicoverpa armigera (cotton bollworm), 1330 nucleotides long. RefSeq lists its product as uncharacterized. The record is from RefSeq and is a predicted model, not a curated record. Gene Ontology annotation, cellular component: membrane. NCBI's taxonomy places the organism in Eukaryota, Metazoa, Arthropoda, Insecta, Lepidoptera, Noctuidae. The coding region runs from base 69 to 920 and encodes 283 amino acids. The transcript has 2 exons.
CUACAGCGGUCCCCCAUAGAAAUGUGUCAAUAGUUGUCAGGAAUAGUGCAGUGUAAACGUGUACAAAAAUGCAUCGUAAAAGUGUAUCCAUUGCCGUUUUAGUGACUCUAAGUUUAGUGAUUGUUACACAAGCAGCCAUCGAUGGAUCUGAUCCUAAUGCAAUAAUUGAUGCUGUGCAAAAAGUGCCAAAUAAUACGGAGAGAGUUGGGAGAACUCUGCAUAAGGAAUGCAACAGUUUGCUGAACUCAAAAUGCUUGAAGAUCCAUGUGCUGUCCUUUUUGGAAGACUUAAGCUCUCGCGAUGAGCUGAACCUCCUACCAGGAUUGAGCAUAGUGAAGGAGAAUCAGACAGGCAAUACUCCGAGUCCUGAGGAGAUGGCUGCAGAGUUAUCUCGGCAGUACCCUGGGAAACCUGAGGAGAAACUGAACAGGUUCUUGCUGUACCGUCUUCAGGAUUAUUUGGAUGGGCAUUCGUUGAGAUACCGGCUGUUGGAUCCUCAGACUUCGAAGGAGGCUAUGGAUAUGGCGAAGGGUGAUAAGGAGUCUGUGGGGAGAAAGUCUGGUGGUGGUGGUGGGCUGGGAGGAGGAAAAGGCGGCGGCGGCGGUGCUCUCUUAGCUGCUGCUUUGAUGAUGAAGGGAACUUUAGCAGCUGCAGCCCUUGGAGCAUUAGCACUUCUAGCUGGCAAAGCCUUGAUGACAGCUCUCAUGUCUCUUCUCCUAUCUGCCCUCGUAGGACUCAAGGGUCAUGGUGAACACAAGUCUACCACGUACGAGAUCAUCACCAAGCCUGAGGUUUCUCAUCACCACUCCCACAGCCAUGAGGAACAUCAUGAGCAUGAACAUGGUCACCAUGGGGGUUAUAGGAGGGCUUAUGACAUGAAUUAUAAUAGUUAUAUGCCUUAUGAUACUACUUCCAGUUAAUUUUGUUUCCUUGUGAAGUAGUAUUUGGUGUUUGUGUUAUGAGUUGUUCAGUAUUUGAUUGAUCUUGUGGGUUUAUAAUAUUAGUUGCUUCUUCAAUAUCUCUAUUGAUGCUAAUUAUAAAUUAAAAACUAUGUUUUUGGGGGACCGACUGUGGAAGUAAAGCUCAAAAAAUUACUUCGUAAUUUGAUAGAACUGUAAAAACAAACACUAGAUAUUAUUGACAAAAGAUUUAUUGAAAAUUUAUUAAUGUUAUUUGUAAAAUAAUUUAUUCGAAAAUGCUGAAGUAACUUAGCUGUAAGUUUAUUUAUUUGCUUAGUUUUAAUGGUCGUUGUUUUCUAUUUAUUUAUUUAUUGCAGUUUCAUAGUAGGCGUGUUAAAGUUUUUCAUUACCUCUAUUAUUUUAUUAUUUAU